AUGGCCACUACCACUGAUAAACCCACUUUCCCCCUUGUGAGCUCCUUCGCCGAUAUCCCCAUCAUUGCUGAGGAUGGCGUCGACACCACCAAGUUUCUCGAGGCCGUCGAGGCCCUAUUGGCUAUGUUCGCCACCUUCAAAUUCAAAGCUUUCGACAAGGUCAAUGAUGACAUGAAAGGAAACGUCGAUAAAAUCCGCAAUCGCCAGCUCGCAGCACCCUCUGAGUCUGAGACUCUUCAGUCCCUUGUGCUGAACGAGUUGAAGACCAAGAAGCACGUUGCCACUGAAGGUUUGGUCUGGCUGGUCCGGAGCCUUGACUUCAUUUUGAACGCGCUCGGUCACACCAACAAGAACCCAGACCAAGAACUCGCUGACUCCUUCCGCGACGCCUAUGGCAAGACCCUGAGUAAACACCACAGCUGGGUGGUCAAGCCUGUCUUCUCCGCGGCUAUGACCUUCACCCCAUACCGAAAAGACUUCUACUCGAAGCUCGGUUCGGACGAGGUCGAGGUCUCCGCCGAAUUGGAGAAGGAACUCGCUGCGCUGGAGAGGGUAGUCAAUAUCCUCAAGACGUUCCAGGACACCAAGGAGGCAAAAUGGUAG
Messenger RNA from Penicillium brevicompactum, 603 nucleotides. RefSeq names its product GLTP domain-containing protein. Gene Ontology annotation, biological process: ceramide transport; intermembrane lipid transfer. The transcript has 4 exons. The coding region runs from base 1 to 603 and encodes 200 amino acids. The record is from RefSeq and is a predicted model, not a curated record. Gene Ontology annotation, cellular component: membrane; cytoplasm; cytosol. Gene Ontology annotation, molecular function: ceramide 1-phosphate binding; ceramide 1-phosphate transfer activity. NCBI's taxonomy places the organism in Eukaryota, Fungi, Ascomycota, Eurotiomycetes, Eurotiales, Aspergillaceae.